Messenger RNA from Ornithodoros turicata, 1208 nucleotides. RefSeq names its product purine nucleoside phosphorylase-like. The transcript has 6 exons. Gene Ontology annotation, biological process: nucleoside metabolic process. Gene Ontology annotation, molecular function: purine-nucleoside phosphorylase activity. Gene Ontology annotation, cellular component: cytoplasm. Bases 240 to 1106 code for a protein of 288 amino acids. The record is from RefSeq and is a predicted model, not a curated record. Lineage: Eukaryota; Metazoa; Arthropoda; Arachnida; Ixodida; Argasidae.
AAAAACGCUCUCUACCCUCGAAGGGCAGUGCAAAGAUAUCGGCUCUAUUACCUUGUACACUGUGCAGCUCUUCGCCGUCUCAACAGCCGACGGAGAAUUUGCCGGUUAAGGGAAAGGUCAUAUUCCUCACGAGCUUUCAGUUUCACGCUCAGCUUCACGCGUCAAGCGAAAACAGCGUUCGCUCGGUGAGAUUACAUCGGCAGUCGUUCAGACAAAAAAAAAAACAACAACAACAGAAGAUGAGCGGAAAGGAGGAGAACUACUCUUAUGAACACAUUGAGAGCAUUGCCAAUUUUCUACUGAGCAAGACAAAGCAUCGCCCGGCCAUUGGUAUCAUUUGCGGCUCUGGACUGGGAUCUCUGGCUGAUCUGCUUCAAGAGAGCGAGCACUUUCAAUACAAAGACAUCCCAGACUUUCCAGUCAGCACAGUUGUUGGCCAUAGCGGAAAGCUGGUUUUUGGAAAAUUGGAAGGCAAAACAGUAGUAUGCAUGCAAGGGAGGUUCCAUGCAUACGAAGGAUACCCUCUAUGGAAGUGCGCAAUGCCAGUGCGCUUGAUGAAGUUAAUCGGCGUGUCAACCUUGAUUGUGACCAACGCUGCUGGCGGCGUGAAUCCGAAAUUCAAGGCCGGAGACAUCAUGAUAAUCAAGGAUCACAUCAACUUUCCUGGUCUUGCUGGCGACAACCCCCUCAGAGGCAAGAACGAUGAGAGGUGGGGAACGCGAUUCCCAGCGAUGAGUAACGCCUACGAUCCCAAACUUCGUCAGCUUGCUCGAAAGAUCGCAACGGAGGAGCUGGGCAUGGGAAGCUUCAUCCACGAAGGCGUCUACACGAUGCUCGGUGGACCAAACUUUGAAUCUGUAGCCGAGGUCAACAUGCUGCGGGUGCUCGGAGCUGACGCCACUGGAAUGAGCACAGCCCACGAAGUGAUUGUCGCAAGGCAUUGUGGAAUGAGAGUAUUCGGUCUCUCACUCAUAAGCAACGAAUGCGUUGCUUGCUAUGAUGGAUGUGAGCUGGCCAACCACGAGGAAGUUCUCGCUGUCGGCAAGGCUCGUUGCAAGGACAUGGAAAGGCUGGUCAAGACAAUGAUCAACAGGAUGGAUGUCUAACGAAGGAACAGUUGUAGAUGACGUCAUGUGAAUUGUAAUGCUCACUUCAGGAGCAGAAAGUUUUCUAUUGUAUACUUUUUCAAGUAAAUUGUACGAGCAACA